Molecule: messenger RNA, 841 nt
Organism: Drosophila gunungcola (fruit fly)
Lineage: Eukaryota; Metazoa; Arthropoda; Insecta; Diptera; Drosophilidae
Exons: 4
Coding region: 680-841 (53 amino acids)
Source: RefSeq, a predicted model, not a curated record
UUCGUUUCGUUUCAUUUUAAGUUUGUCGCUGGCCGCGUUCGGUUGUCCGGCUAGCUAGAUAGCCGCCACAGAAAUAUACGAUAACAAGCGGCCGAUAUCCCCUCUCGCACCACACGCAGCGAAAGAUCGCGGAAAAUCAGAAAACUCCGAAAAACAUCGGAUAAGCGUUUUUAUUUUGUUUACCCUUUCGGUUCGUUCUUAUUAUUUUGUUAGAUCUGUUGUUCGUGUUUUAUGUUUGGACCCCAACCCCUUCCACGAUUCCCAAGGGAAAAGAGACUACAAUUAGUUACUAAAUGUUAUGUGUUAUCAGAAAACAAGGGAGAGAAAGAACUCGCUCUAAAGCGGUUUAAAAGACAAACAGAAAAAGAAAAAUAACGGUGUGCGCACUUCCUCCCAUUCUCUUAAUCAAAUGAACCGAAAUUUAAAGAGAUUACAAUUAUCGCGUUUAAGUCUAUGAAGAGAGUUUUAAUACGGAGAACAAACGGUGCAGCCACCUACAAUGUCAGAGUCACGUUUACAUAAUUCGCUUUGAUGACGAUGUCUCGAUUGCCUCGAUACGGGGCCAAAAACCGCAAAAGAUUAUCCAGUUAACAAAACCAAAACCAUCGAAAUCAACUGAGAUUCCAGUGGGUAAAUUGCCAAGUGCAAGGUGGAAAGGUCAUCGUGCCCAAACCGACAAAUGAAAACCAAAAACAAGAUCAGCAUCAACAGCACCAACUGCCAAUGCUUUUGUCACUCGAGUCAAGGAACCGCAAUUAUUGAUGAGAAGAACGUACUGAGGAUACAUAGCCAUACGUACAAGUGCUUAAAUCACAAUCCGCGACCUCGGAUACUUGGCUAG